Molecule: messenger RNA, 1619 nt
Organism: Selaginella moellendorffii
Lineage: Eukaryota; Viridiplantae; Streptophyta; Lycopodiopsida; Selaginellales; Selaginellaceae
Product: gamma-glutamyl hydrolase 1
Exons: 9
Coding region: 226-1218 (330 amino acids)
Biological process (GO): tetrahydrofolylpolyglutamate metabolic process
Cellular component (GO): vacuole
Molecular function (GO): gamma-glutamyl-peptidase activity
Source: RefSeq, a predicted model, not a curated record
UUGUGGCGGGGUUGGAAACGCACGCAAGGAUUUAGGGAGUAGUGUUCUUGUUCUUGCGGUGGAGAAGAUCACGAGCAAGGGUGGCGGAUCGAUCACCAUAUGAACUACUUCUUCUGGCUCUUGGCGGCGCUCGAUCUUUGCUUGUUUCUUGUGUGUGUCCGCUGCUCUAGCAAUUGACGCGGACGAGAAUUUCCCGCGAAUUAGGGCUCUUACGCUAGGGUCGCCAUGGCAGGAGCCAUUGUAGCGAUCUUCCUCGCGCUCGCUGCGAUCGCCGCCGCUAGGAUCAUCCAGCUACCCGAAGAAUCCCGAGAGAAGCGGCCGCUGAUAGGGAUUCUCACUCAGCCCGGCGAUGGCGAUGACAGGAGCUACAUCAACAGGCUGGAGCCCGGCGAUCCCAGGCGCUCCAACAUAUCUUACAUCGCUGCCUCGUAUGUGAAAUUCGUCGAGGCCGGGGGCGCUCGCGCCGUUCCUUUGCUUUACAACGAGCCUUGGGAGACGCUAGCGAAGAAAUUCUCGCUGAUCAAUGGCAUUUUGUUCGCUGGUGGGAGUGCAAGCUUGCAAGAUGGUCCCUACUACCGCGCCAGCGAGUUCCUCUUCAAGAGGGCACUGGAAGCAAAUGAUAAGGGAGAUUAUUUUCCCGUGUUUGGGACGUGCUUGGGUCUGGAACUUCUAGCCGUGAUCGUCAGUGGCAACCAUUCCAUCCUGGACGAUUACAACGCACACAAAGCUGCUGGAGAGCUAAACUUCGUGGGCGACUGGGCCAAAGGGCGCAGCAUGUUUACCUGGUUUCCUAAGGACAUUCUGGAUAAGGUGGAGCACGAGAAGCUUGCAAUGCAGAAUCACGUUAAAGGUCUAUCUCCACAGACUUGGAGAGACACACAGAGCCUUCGAGAUUUCUUUGACGUGCUAACUACAACUCCUGACCUGAAUGGAAAGAUAUAUAUUUCGACGAUUGAAGGACGCAAGUAUCCAGUAACUAGUGUGCAAUGGCAUCCCGAGAAGAAUGCUUUCGAAUGGGGAUACGAAGGAAUACCUCACUCUCCGGAUGCCGUUCGAAUUACACAGAGCGCUGCGAGCUUCUUCGUCAGCGAGGCUCUGAAGUCAAGCCACACAGCUUCUUGGGAAGAAGAAGAGCAGCUAUUGAUCUACAACUAUUCGCCAAUCUAUUCCGGACGAGACGGGAAGGGACACUUCGAUCAAUCUUACGUCUUCUGGUGAAGCAAUCUGAUAAUACAAGUACUAUUAUUUUAGCUGAGGCCUCUAAUCCGUCGUCGUCUAUUCCGGUCAGGAUGCCUGGCUUUCAUCCAGGCGACCCUGGUUCAAAUCCCGGCAACGGAAUUGUAUUUGAUCCUCUCCACGUCACAGGAAAGGAUGUGCACACUUUUCACAAGGGCAGAAUAAUCUCAACUGGCUGCCCACUUGCAGGCAGGGAGGACGAGUACGAUAUUGCAAGUUGUAAGUAAUCUGCCCUAGUGCGAUGCUGCGAGGAGUUAUUAGAGGUGAUGGUUGUGGUACACGGGAAACAGCUUUCAGUUCUUCCAUCUGAUGCUUUUCCAGAGCUACAGCUCUCAUAGCUUUGUGAGUUCGCAUCUAAUUUCUAUUGUUUAAACUUUAUAUUC